ACUCUUGGCAGUCAGUCAUUAUUACUACAUCAGUUCUAUAUUAUUGUGGAUAUCCUACUCCUCCCCUUCCAUCUACUUGAUGCUCACUGGCUACACUGUUAUAGGAACAAUGGAAGAAGACUCAGAAUCAGAGGUACAAGAGUUGCAUAUCACUUCUUCAUCUGAUGAGGAUGAGAAGCAAGCUACACCCUCACCAAAGAGAGGAAAUGUUACUUCUAAAGUAUCAAGACAUGUUUUAUCUGAGGCCAAGAGAACUUCAAUGUCUAUUAUCAUACUGGAAGAACAUAAAAUUGAUGGGGAAGAAGAGAAAAAGGGGAAAACUAUAUAUUUUGGGAAGAGGUCAGCCUCAAAGAAGUCUGGACUCUCUCAAUUUGCUUUGGAAAAGAAAAUUUCAAGUGUCAGAAUAGAGCCAAAAGCAAAGAAGCAGAUAGUGGCAUCACUUAGAACUAUGGUUGAUCAAGUCAAAACAAAAAGGAGCAAAGAAGAAGGAGGAGAAGAGCAGACGCCAUCAUCACCACUGAUGCCAUUAGGCUCUACCUUUAAACUUCCCCAAUGUUCAAACGACUUGAAGAAAGGUCAAAACUACGGAUGCAAGUUAUUCCAGCUACACUUGCUGCCUAUCCUGCCAAAGCUAAAGACACCAUGGUUCAUAGCCAAUGUAUUAACCUUACUUGCUCUCAUGAUCCUCUCAUUUGUCAAUAUUCACGAAAAACCAUCAGAUGGGUUUGCUGCUUUAAGCAUCAUUUCAUCAAUUCUUGCGUUCUUCUUCAUAGUCAUAGAUGGAUACCUCUUAUAUGGAUCGAAAUUGAAAACAUGUGACAAAAACAUGGAAGCCAAUGCAAGUUUUCAGUGUCGUUGCCAAUACUCUGAUUACUAUGGCAGGUGGUAUGAGUUCCUUCGCUUACUCUGUGCUGAAAUUCUCAUGUAUCCUUUACUAGUUACGUGUAUCUUUGAGCUCUUUACCAGCAGCACCCCAACCGAGCUUAAUGUGUUCACAAUAGGACUCCUGGUAGUAUUGUCAACAUACAUGCUCUCAAUACACAUAUUAAGGUCAGUAAUGGUCCUGGUAGCAUUACUGAAACUGAGGGGACUAGCACUCAUCAGUGGAGACAGGAAUGGAAUUAACUUGUACACCAUCUUCUUCUUGAGGCUGUUCUUUCAUGUUAUAGAAGAGUCAGUAGUCGUUAGUCUUAUAUUGCUAUCUGUAGGAUUGUGUAUGAGUCACGACAACGUCUCGGCUAAUCUAUGGAUUAUCGUUUUCUGUGGAUGGACUGCUUCCAUACUGAGCAUAAUCUUGUUCUUUAUCAUCAACUACUAUUGGUUUCAACAGUUAUUGCUACAAAUCUUCAUCGAUAUGAUGGAAUGCUGUCAAAUACCAGAUAUCUCGAGCGAAGUUUUCAAAGACGACAAGAUAAGUCUUGAAGAGUUCUUAAAAACUGUAUCAUACCCAACGAUAAAACAAGACGUUAUUAGGAGGAGAACCGGUGGGACACUAAAAGCAAAGAUAUACUAUCCUUUGUGCAAUCCUCCUUUUGUAGUGUUUGCUAUUCUCUUUGAUCUAUUUCUACUAGUAACUCUGUUCUGUGUCUUCCUUGAGCUCGUAAGCAAAGCUCAUCUCAUUGGAAGUAAUUUGAUGUUAAUUCUCACAGGAGCUUUCAUCGUAUUUGCAAACAUCCAUUUCAUUCUUCUCUUUAAUGUUUGGCUGGUGGUCAUUGCUAUCAUUGGUGUCCCAUUGCUUAUCGCUACAAUAGUAAAGGCUCUGGACAAGAAAAUCUCCAAAAAAGGAUACGUACCUAUAAAAUAAAAAUAGUUGCAUAGCAGCAUAAAUUAUUACUAAUUCAUAAUUAGUUCUGCAUGUGCUUAUUUUUAUUAUAA
Molecule: messenger RNA, 1875 nt
Organism: Amphimedon queenslandica
Lineage: Eukaryota; Metazoa; Porifera; Demospongiae; Haplosclerida; Niphatidae
Exons: 4
Coding region: 80-1804 (574 amino acids)
Source: RefSeq, a predicted model, not a curated record